Messenger RNA from Erinaceus europaeus (western European hedgehog), 3225 nucleotides. It is a transcript of the gene FTO, whose product is annotated as FTO alpha-ketoglutarate dependent dioxygenase. The record is from RefSeq and is a predicted model, not a curated record. The transcript is spliced from 9 exons. Bases 1 to 1500 code for a protein of 499 amino acids. NCBI's taxonomy places the organism in Eukaryota, Metazoa, Chordata, Mammalia, Eulipotyphla, Erinaceidae. Gene Ontology annotation, biological process: regulation of multicellular organism growth; RNA repair; DNA alkylation repair. Gene Ontology annotation, molecular function: broad specificity oxidative DNA demethylase activity; ferrous iron binding; mRNA N6-methyladenosine dioxygenase activity.
AUGAAAAAAUAUCCUGAUGUUAUGCAUAUGAAGCUGAGGCUUCUUGAAGAGCUUGAAGACACAUGGCUUCCUUAUCUGACUCCCAGAGAUGAUGAAUUCUAUCAUCAGUGGCAGCUGAAAUAUCCUAAGUUGAUUCUUCGAGAAGCCGGCAGCGUACCGGAUGAGCUCCAUAAAGAUGUUCAAGAUGCUUUCCUGGCACUCCACAAGCAUGGCUGCUUAUUUCGGGACGUGGUUAGGAUCCAAGGCAAAGAUAUACUCACUCCAGUAUCUCGCAUUCUCAUUGGUAACCCAGGCUGCACCUACAAGUACCUGAACACCAGGCUUUUUACCAUACCCUGGCCAGUGAAGGGUUCCAAUGCAAAAUACAGUGAGGCUGAAAUAGCUGCUGCUUGUCAAAGCCUCCUGAAACUCAAUGAAUACAUGCAGAUUGAGACCAUCCAAGGUUUGGAAGAACUUGUUGCCAGAGAAAAAAAUAAUAUCGACGAAGUGCCAGUGUGUAUAGGUCCAGAUUUUCCCAGGGUUGGUUUGGGGUAUGAUGGACCAGAUGAAGUGGAAUUGAGAAGCAGAGCAGCAUACAAUGUGACUUUGGUGAAUUUCAUGGAUCCCCAGAAAAUUUCAUACCUGAAAGAGGAACCUUAUUUUGGCAUGGGAAAGAUGGCAGUGAGCUGGCAUCAUGAUGAGAAUCUGGUGGACAGGUCAUCGGUGGCAGUGUACAGUUAUAGCUGUGAAGGCCCUGAUGAUGAAGAAAGUGAUGAUGAUCCCCAAUUUGAAGGCAGAGAUCCUGAUACUUGGCAUGUGGGCUUUAAAAUCUCAUGGGACAUAGAGACUCCUGGCUUGGCAAUACCCCUCCAUCAAGGAGACUGCUAUUUUAUGCUUGAUGAUCUCAAUGCCACCCAUCAACACUGUGUUUUGGCUGGUUUACCUCCUCGGUUUAGUUCUACCCAUCGAGUCGCAGAGUGUUCGAUGGGAACCUUGGAUUAUAUUUUACAGCGCUGCCAGUUGGCUCUGCAGAAUAUUCGUGAUGUGGCAGACAAUGGUGAUGUAUCUUUGAAGUCCUUGGAGCCUAUAGUUUUGAAGCAGGGAGAAGAUAUCCAUAAUGAGGUUGAGUUUGAGUGGCUGAGACAAUUUUGGUUUCAAGGCAAUCGAUACACAAAAUUCACCGAUUGGUGGUGUCAACCCAUGACUCAACUUGAAGAAAUGUGGCAGAAGAUGGAAGGUGUGACAAAUGUUGUGCUUCGUGAAGUUAAAAGAGAGGGGCUCCCCAUGGAACAAAGGAAUGAAAUCUUAAGUGCCAUCCUUGCUUUGCUUACUGCACGUCAAAACCUGAGGAGAGAAUGGCACGCCAGGUGCCAGUCCAGAAUUGCCCGGUCUUUACCUGCGGAUCAGAAGCCAGAAUGCCGGCCAUAUUGGGAGAAGGAUGAUCCUUCUAUGCCUCUGCCGUUUGAUCUCACAGACAUCGUCUCAGAACUCAGAAGUCUGCUUCUGGAAGCAAAGCCCUAGGAAGAGCACAAGUUACAGAUGGAAGAGGAAAAAUCAUUUUUCUAGUUCCUCUCUUCCAACCUUGUGAUGGGCAAGGCUAGCAUGGGUAGUUAUAGCUUUUAGAUUGUAGAACUUGCAUACAGUAGGCAAUAGAACCCGCUAAUAUUAAAAUGCCUAUAUAUAUAUAUGUAUAUACAUAUAUAUAUAUAUAUAUAUAUAUAUAUAUAUAUAUAUAUAUAUAUAUGAUGCAGUGUUAUAAUCGGAUUUGAUUUGGAACCAGAACCUCUCCUUCCCUACCCCCCUCACCCCCACCCCUCAUCUGUUUCUCACCUGAAUUGUUAGUGUGAGCCACUCAGCUGCCAGGGACAAGGUAAUAAGGUUGAGCCACUGCAUAGUCUCAGCUAUUCUCCAUUAUCGCAGGCCUUUUCAGGGACUCUAAAGAGAAUGACUGUAUAAAGUCUUCUGGAGAACCAGAGAGAGACAGAACAGAGAGACAGUCAUCCUAGUUUGUCCUCACCACACCCUUUAGAGACUGUACUGUCCAAUAGUAGUUACUUCUUAUCUGACGGGGCUGCUGACAUUUUGAAUUGUCAUCUAAAGUCCAGCUCCUCUGUUGAACCUCCCAUGGGGCCAGUGACUACUGUCCUGGACUGUCCAGAGACAGCACACAUUCAUCAUUCUGCAGAGUUCUAUUGGACAGUGCUUCCAUAAAAAAGUCUGAGAGUGGGAGUCGGGCGGUAGUGCAGCAGGUUAAGCGCACGUGGCGCAAAGCGUUAAUUGACCGGCAUAAGGAUCCUGGUUCGAGCCCCCGGCUCCCCACCUGCAGGGGAGUCUCUUCACAGGUGGUGAAGCAGGUCUGCAGGUGUCUAUCUUUCUCUCCUCCUCUCAUUCUCUCCCUUUCUCUCUGUCCUAUCCAACGACGAUGACAACAAUAACUACAACAAUAAAACGAGGGCAACAAAAGGGAAUAAAUAAAAUAAAUAUUUUUUUUAAAGUCUGAGAGCAAGAAACUCUCUGUAGCUGCCACCCCCAUGGGAGAAUAUUAAAGAAAUGACUCCUUGUAGUCUUUUUUUUUUUCUUCUCUAUAACUCCCCCAUGCAUUCAUAACAAGUGAAAUUGAGGCUUGAAAAAUCCCCUUCCCUGCCCUGAUGACACUAGGACAUCAGACAGGUGAUGUAGCACAGAAGUAAAGCCCUGGCUCUGGUUUUAAGGUGCCCGGGUCAAAUCCCCCACUAGCUUUAUGACCUCUGGCAUGCUGCUUUACCUCAGUUUCCUCAUCUGUAUAAUGGGGACUAAUCUAGCUAGCAAUCUCUGACAUCAGUCAAUAUUAGUAUUGAUAUUAGUAUUAGUAUAUGUAUCAGUGGGGUGACCUUAUGUUGUAGCUGUCUUCCCCUCCCUAUCUCUAGCCCUGUGCCAGUUUUGUCUGUUGGUGUCAUGAACCCUUUUGGCCUAGCCUCUAUCCUUUGGUAACUUCAGAAAUUGUGAGAAUAUUUAGCCUCUCUUCCCCAAUAUGCUACUGCUUCCUUCUCUAGUAGUUGUCUGCAGUGGUUUGGAGACCAGAAAGCUUUUUUUUUUUUUUUUUUGGUGUGUGUGGGGGGGUUGUGGUGGAUACUGGCAGAUACACUGAGGACCUGACAACCAAAUUUUUGCUGCCAUCAGCAGUAGCUCACAAGUUCAAGGCUUCAAUUCAUGUGCAUGGAAGUGACCACCAGAGAAGAAUCACCUUGUAUAAAGUGUCUAGUACUU